AUGAGUAAAGAAAAUAAAGAUACAAAGAAGCCGAAAGAUAUAGAUUUUUCAACUAAGGCAUUGCACGGCUUAGAUAAAAAGAGAGACCAAAUCAAAAAAUGUGAAAAAGAAAAAGAACGAAAGGAAUUUCCAAAUUUAUCACCCUUACCAACUGAUCCUCUGGAUCAACUACAAAAAAUAUGUGCACGGCAAAAAGAUGUAAUGACAAAUUCUUUAAAAGAAUCACAAGCAAAAGCAUCUCUUAGCAAUUUAUCGAAAGGCCAAUCUGGAGGGUUAAUAGCGGAAAAAAAUAGCUCAAAGUUAAUAAAAAAAUUAGAACCACUUCAAACGCCAAAAGACAAGACUACAUUUUUACCAUUGAGACCUCCAUCUGCCAAAUUUUCCGGGUUAAAUUAUUCAUCAAAAUCUGUAUCUUCUAUCGAAUCAAGCAUUGAAUACUUUGAAAAACUAGCUUCAAAAGUCAUUCCUAUUAAUGAAAAAAAAGAAAAACCCAUGCCAUUAUCAGCAGUACAGCCUAAACUUGAAAGGAGGAAAAUGUUUAGUCUUCCAAAUGCGCCAGAUGCUUCGAAUUUUUUUGUUAAUCAUGAUUAUUCUGUCGUAUUUUUAAACAAGUCACCAUCCGAAGAUAAAAUAAAAACAAUGAAGAAAUCAUUAUCACUUCCGAUUUCGUCUAAAAGUGAAACGGCUCAACAUUCUAUUUCUCCAUUUGGAUCAAUAUCAUCGGCUGCUCCAGCAAUUAAUGAGCUUAAAACAACUACCACUAUUUCACAACCUGAUUCUUCAAAGGAUGAAACUAAAAUAUCAAAUAUAUUUAGCUUUGAAACAAAACGUGCAGUAGUGAAUAUUGCUAGUAUGCUAAAUCUUCCAAAAAUAGGUAUCAAAGAUUUAUAUUACGAUACUCAACAACAUAUUGACAAGAAAAGUCAAGAUUUUAUUCAAAUCGGUCCUUUAUUCGCAAAAGUUGAAUGUAUGUAUCAUCCAUCAUUACCAAUUUUAAAAAAAGAUCCUCGAAUAAAUGGAUCAUUUCUUACUUUUUCAAAUAUUGAACAUGCUAAAAAUUCUGAUGUGAAUAAUUGGUUUGAAGAUGAAAAUAUUGAUUUGGCUUCUUAUAGAUUAGAAAAAAUUGCUAAUUAUAGAAAAAAAGAUUUAUUAGUUAUUAUUAGUAAGGAUAGAAAAAAAGAUUUUGAAAAUUUUGGUUAUAAGGCUUGUUCCGAAAUUUGGGCUUCUGAUGUUAUAAUUUGUGAAAAUAAUGUUUUAUUGUGUAAAAAAGUUGGAUUUAUUAACGAUGAAUUUAGUGAAAAUGAAAGAUGA
This is a messenger RNA of Dentiscutata heterogama, 1311 nucleotides long. The record is from the annotation of a GenBank genome assembly. Lineage: Eukaryota; Fungi; Glomeromycota; Glomeromycetes; Diversisporales; Gigasporaceae.